Lachancea mirantina is the source of this 462-nucleotide messenger RNA. The record is from the annotation of a GenBank genome assembly. Lineage: Eukaryota; Fungi; Ascomycota; Saccharomycetes; Saccharomycetales; Saccharomycetaceae.
AUGCUCCCAACUGAAAGCCUAGGGGAAACCCGAAACGAAGGAAACAAUUACUGCUGUCUAGCUACUGCUCUGUUCGAUUACGACUGCGUCGCUUGCUUGUUGGAUCGGUUCGCAGCUCUUAUACCCAGAUGUGGCAGACGUGGGGCCAUCAUGAGCAUCAUCGAUAAAACUCGCGAUUUUUCAGAAACCCGCGCGUUCCUUUUGCAAGAACGGAGUUUCUUUUCGAAAAAGAAAAGCCCUCCUCUCUCCAUGCAGCGAGAUAAUCCGAUACAAAACACGAAAGCGGCGGCCCGAAUUGAUCCGAGCCCCGUGACUGCGUCGGUUUUUCCGGCAGGCGCCCUGCUCCUCCUCAACAGUUUUUCCGAGAAUUUCCGUGCCGUUCAAAACGACAUAAACUUUCACCCCAGGCGGGUGAGUACUAAGUGGAUCCUCGCUAUAUGCGCGCAACUACAUGAAGGGUGA